AUGGUCAAGAAACCACUGUUAGUUGUCAACAAGCCAGCUUCGGAGAGGAUUCCGUUUCAAGGUGAGGACAUCUCAAGUGGAGACGCACCGAUCCGUGGCCGACAAGCAAACUCAGUCGUCGCAGCCAGGCGACGGUUGAGGUUGUCGUCAUCGCCACAGCUGGUCGUAGUCGUCACCACUAUAAGCCAUCGUCGUCAUUCUGUCGGUCGCCGUCAGUUGCCUCUCUGUUCGUUGUUGUCGUUGCCUCUUUCGGAGAUUGCCGUCGCCGAAGUCGGUCGUCGUCGGCUGUUGCCAGUUUUGGCGAUGGACGAGAAAACGAGCUGCGACUAUGGCGAGCAAGGUGCGUCGAAAAACCAGUCAGAAACGGAUCUCUAUCCGCUUCUCUUUUUCUUCUUUUUUUCUUGGCCCGGUGCAACAAAAAAGGAGCAUGGUGGUGUUGGAAAGAAAGAUGUGCUUUGA
Molecule: messenger RNA, 459 nt
Organism: Angiostrongylus costaricensis
Lineage: Eukaryota; Metazoa; Nematoda; Chromadorea; Rhabditida; Metastrongylidae
Source: the annotation of a GenBank genome assembly